Choloepus didactylus (southern two-toed sloth) is the source of this 6963-nucleotide messenger RNA. RefSeq names its product SMAD family member 5 (gene SMAD5). The transcript has 8 exons. Gene Ontology annotation, biological process: transforming growth factor beta receptor signaling pathway; regulation of transcription by RNA polymerase II; SMAD protein signal transduction. Gene Ontology annotation, cellular component: heteromeric SMAD protein complex. Gene Ontology annotation, molecular function: I-SMAD binding; RNA polymerase II cis-regulatory region sequence-specific DNA binding; DNA-binding transcription factor activity, RNA polymerase II-specific. Bases 662 to 2059 code for a protein of 465 amino acids. Lineage: Eukaryota; Metazoa; Chordata; Mammalia; Pilosa; Megalonychidae. The record is from RefSeq and is a predicted model, not a curated record.
CUCCGGGUUUGGGUCCGGCGAGGUUAUCCUAACUUUCUGGUUUUUUUAAGCCGUCUACCCGCAGGCUGUCUGCCUAGUUCUGGCAGCCAGGCCCCGAGGAGUCUCCUCCUCCGGGAAGCUUUCAGGUUGCUCCCGAGCAUGAGGUGAUAGCCCGAGGCCCUCCAUAAAAUAGUCCGUGAGCAGCCUGUGAGCUUGUCAAAGGCAGUGGCCAGGUGGUUUCAUCGGCCAGGCCCAGAGCUGGGCCCAGGGGACACAGAGUUAGUGCUCAGCAAAUGCUCUUUGGGUGGGAAGUGAAUAAAUGAAUGAUUAUCAGGGCACCUGGGCCCAGGAGAAUGAGCCCAGGAUGGGGCCACAGGCCCAAAACUUCAGAGCCUCCUAGCUAACAUGGAACUUCCUGACAAGAUAAGAGAAUAAGAAGACAAGCUACAGGCUGAAAAAAAACCUUGCAGAUCGUAUACAUGAUAAAGAGCUUGUAUCCAGAAGAUGUAAAGAACUCUCACAAUUCAAAGAACUUGAACUAAUGAAAGAAGUAUAUGGCACUUACGAAGAUAAAUGUCACUCCUCCUUUUUAAACUAGAACUUCUGCUUAGGAGCUGUAUAUGACUUUUCAUCUGUGAUCUCGACUUUGGGUUACAAGAAAGUUUCUGAAGAUUUAUAUCAAAUGACGUCAAUGGCCAGCUUGUUUUCUUUUACUAGUCCAGCAGUAAAGCGAUUGUUGGGCUGGAAACAAGGUGAUGAGGAGGAGAAAUGGGCAGAAAAGGCAGUAGAUGCUUUGGUGAAAAAGCUAAAAAAGAAAAAGGGUGCCAUGGAAGAACUGGAGAAAGCCUUGAGCAGUCCAGGACAGCCGAGCAAGUGUGUCACUAUUCCCAGGUCUUUGGAUGGACGCCUGCAAGUUUCUCACAGAAAAGGCCUACCCCACGUUAUAUAUUGCCGUGUUUGGCGCUGGCCUGACUUGCAGAGUCAUCAUGAGCUAAAGCCAUUGGAUAUUUGUGAAUUUCCUUUUGGAUCUAAACAAAAAGAAGUUUGUAUCAACCCAUACCACUAUAAGAGAGUGGAGAGUCCAGUUUUACCUCCAGUUUUAGUGCCUCGUCAUAAUGAAUUUAAUCCACAACACAGCCUUCUGGUUCAGUUUAGGAACCUGAGCCACAAUGAACCGCACAUGCCACAAAAUGCCACGUUUCCAGAUUCUUUCCACCAGCCCAACAACACUCCUUUUCCCUUAUCGCCAAAUAGCCCUUAUCCCCCUUCCCCUGCUAGCAGUACAUAUCCCAACUCCCCAGCAAGUUCUGGACCAGGAAGUCCUUUUCAGCUCCCAGCUGAUACUCCUCCUCCUGCCUAUAUGCCACCUGAUGAUCAGAUGGGUCAAGAUAAUUCCCAGCCUAUGGAUACAAGCAGUAAUAUGAUUCCUCAGAUUAUGCCCAGUAUAUCCAGCAGAGAUGUUCAGCCUGUUGCCUAUGAAGAGCCCAAACAUUGGUGUUCGAUUGUCUACUAUGAAUUAAACAAUCGUGUUGGUGAAGCUUUUCAUGCGUCUUCUACUAGUGUAUUAGUAGAUGGAUUCACAGAUCCUUCAAAUAACAAAAGUAGAUUCUGCUUGGGAUUAUUGUCAAAUGUUAAUCGUAAUUCGACAAUUGAAAAUACUAGGCGGCAUAUUGGAAAAGGUGUCCAUCUGUACUAUGUUGGUGGGGAGGUGUAUGCGGAGUGCCUCAGUGACAGCAGCAUAUUUGUACAGAGUAGGAACUGCAACUUUCAUCAUGGCUUUCAUCCCACUACCGUAUGUAAGAUUCCCAGCAGCUGCAGCCUCAAAAUUUUUAACAAUCAGGAGUUUGCUCAGCUUCUGGCUCAGUCUGUCAACCAUGGGUUUGAGGCUGUAUAUGAGCUCACCAAAAUGUGUACCAUUAGAAUGAGUUUUGUCAAGGGCUGGGGAGCAGAAUAUCACCGACAGGAUGUUACCAGCACCCCAUGUUGGAUUGAGAUUCAUCUUCAUGGGCCUCUUCAGUGGCUGGAUAAAGUCCUCACUCAGAUGGGCUCACCAUUGAACCCCAUAUCUUCUGUUUCAUAGUGCAGAAGUAUUCUUUACAUUUAUAAUAUUAGUGGACUUGUUUUAAUUUUAGAGAAACUUUCAGUACAGAUACUGUGAGCUUACAUGGAAAACUGAUAUUACAGCUUUUUUUCUACAUAAUUAUGACCAAUAUGUUUGUAUUUUGUGAUGAAUCCACAUUUGCUUUUGUUCAUGUUCAUGCUCAAAAGUGUCAUGAAAAAAAAAGUGUCAUGAAAGAUGGCAGAGUUAAGUAUUAUGAGUAUACCCCAGUUCAGAAAUUUGGCAUUUGAUCUUAAAUUAGAAUAUGUUUUUGUCUUAUUGUCCCAAUACUUUUUUUAUUUGUUAAUUCUUUUUGAAAAAGUAUUGCAUCACAUGAUAAAAUUUUUAAAUAAUUGUAAGAGGGUAUACAGUAAAAAGUAAGUCUUCCCUCUUACUCUUGAUCCUCCAAACACUAUAUACUUGUAUCAGUUUCUUUAUCCCACCAACUUUAAAAAAUAUCAUUCAUUGUUUUACAAAAGCAUAUGAUAGGGGCUUAAAGAAACUACAAAAAAUAUUUUAUUUGAAGGAACACUAUGCCCUGCCCUAACAAGUAGUGUUCAGUAAAAGAAAAGUGAUCCUUUUCUAGAUGACAUCGUAAAAUUUACAUUUAAUACAGCUAAAUGUUUGUCAAUGUAAUGUAACUUCAUUCAGUAUAUCUUUUGUAAAACAUUUCCUUUUUUUAAAAAAAAAGUAUCGCAAACAUCUGAUCUCCAUUAUAUGUCAUUUACUCAAAUUCUGUCAUAAAUGCUACUUCAUAGCUAGUGAUAGUGCAUGUGUGGCCUUGUUCAGCUGUAUUUGCUGCUUUUGGUCAGUGUCGCAAGAACUCUUAAUUUUGACAUGCAUUAGUCUUUUAUUUUGCACUUUUGUGGGUGACAGUUUUUAGCGUAACCUUUGGUGAAACACACUCAAGUGACUUGGAUUUAGAUGCUUGUCCUUAUUUCCUCAGUACCCCUUUUGUAUUAACAAACACUGCAGUUUAGAGAUUACAGUUGUAGGAAGUUAUGCUUUUUCUACCUUUUGUUUUCUUUUCAGCCUAGAUUAUAGGAUAUUAUUCUAUAGCUCCAACAUUUUAAUUCCCCGCAAUUUUAUGGAUGUUGUUAAUGUUGAGAAACAUGUACUUAACCUAUUGCUUUUACUUGCAUCCAUCUCCCCAUGCAAGGACCUGUGCACUGUAGCCAUAGGAGGCUCUUCAGUCGGGCUCCAAGGUUGAGACUACUGGUCUGAUACUUAAAUGAAUCAGCAGUGGAUGUUGUUGUUUUUAAAAUAUUCACGUAUCACAGAAUGCAGUUUAUCCCAAUUACCAUGCACACUCUGACGUUUUCCAUUUUUUAGUACCUGCAUUGAUGCUUGUCUCCCAGAACACAAUUCUGAGACAGGAAAGACAUGAAAACACUAAAAUGUUGAUUUGAUCAAUCAUGCUUAAAGGUUAAAGGACUUAAAAAGUAAAGGACUCUUAACUACCUUUUUUAGGGCGUAGUCAGAUGGACACUUAAUUAUGGCAUGAAAACCAAGAAUUAUUUUGAACAAAUGAUCUGAUUUAUCAGAAGAAGCUUUAUUUUCUGGUGCCUUUUGAAAGUAUAUGGACACAUCCUUCUUCUAUUUAAAAUGUUAGUUUGGUUUGACUUUAUAUUUUGUCCUUUCUGCCUUUAUGAGAAAAGAAUUGCAUCUUUUGAGGAAAGGAGAAUAAGAUUCCUUUUGUUUUCUAUGACAUUAUUUAUUGCUUUUACAAAGUGUAGCCAGUAGAUGGUUUAGUUCUUUCAGAUGAAAUGCCUUUUUUGUUCCAGCUUACAAUUCUUUGUUGGGUAAAGGGAAUACUUUCUGACAGUCACCUGAGACUUAAACGUAAGUGUAACCUGGCAUGCAUUUCUCAGUCUUCCAGACUUGUGUUUGCCGUAUGGAAAGUGGAUUAUUUUCUUAGCAAUAGAACAUAGCUGUUUUCAUCAUUCUUUUUAUCUAAUAGCCUCAUAGCAAAAUAUUCGGGACAAGUUGGUAGAAAAAGUUGAAUGACAGAAACAUGUAAUCAACCUCAGUGAACUCAUACGGGUAGAAACUAUUGUUUUUACCGAUGUUUUCAAUUGGGUUAAUUAAAACUUGUCUUUAUUUGGGGAUCAAUAUUCAUGUCAUAGCCUUUAGAAUUAGCAGGAUUUUAUGUGGUUAGCCUCUUCUUUGUUUUCUUUAAGGAGUUGUGUCUCAUGAAUGAUAGUCCUGAAACUGUUAACCCUUAAGUGCUUCAUGAAGAAGUAUAAGUUGUAUUUCGUAAAAGUUGUCAAUUCCACGCCCAUGGAUUUUAAAUGAAAGCUUUGUUCGUUUUGGCUGUUCAUUUAAUCCAAUCCCUGAAGAUGCCCAUAUACCCAUGGAUGGGAAAUAAAAAUUUCCAGUAGGAUAAAAAACUAAGUAACAUGCUGGCCAACCAAAGGAAAGCACCUCUGAAACUAUUUCAGAAAAUUAAAGUGUUUUUUUUUUAUCUCCAGAAUGAUUUACAAUCAAAUUUAGGAAAAUAUCGACAUCAAUAGAAUAAUCACACUGUAUAGAAUAUACUCCAUAUGCCAGCAAGACAAGAGUCUGGGGAUAGUAAAAUUGCAACCAGUUUGGUAAAUGCAAAUAAAGGAAAGGGAUCGAAGUGAAUUUCGUUAAUAAAUUUAAGCAACAAAAAGAUAUUGAUUGGAAAAAGCAGGAUUUGAGAGGUAGAUUUGACUAAAAUCUGUAUGAUAAAAGUAUUAUGGUAUGGUUGGUAUUGCCUGGCUAAAGUUCUGGAAUGUAAAAUAGUAGGCUUGUUAUUGAUCUACUGAAACUAAGAACACGCUUUCUUUAGAGAAAAUUUAAGAUAAAGACAUCAAUCAGAAAUGCCAAAUAUAUGCGUCAGAGUGUAAAUCAUUUUUCACAUUUCAUUGUUGCUGUAUAAGAAAACUGGUAAUACAGUUGGCUGGGUUUCUGAGGUGAAAUCCAGAGUCAGAGUAAUAGAUAGUUGGUUCUACAAGCCACACUAAUUGGUAUAGACAGAGCUUUUAGCUAUUUUACAUUUUUGUAACAUUUGAGAGUGGCAUCCUUUUAGGCUAUAAAAUGAUAAAUAUGAAUUCAGAUCUGAAAUCUAUUGUCAGGGUAAGAAUUGUAGCUCACAUAAAACUUAUGUGUUACAUGAGGGUACCUCUGGAGAAAAUUUACAUAAAAAAUGAAAUCCUACCAAUAGAGAAACUAUAAAGUUUGAUAGUAUGUAUUAAAGUGUUAUACUUCUAUUACAGAGAGCAUCUAAUAUACCAGUUUACAGACAUUUCUUUAUGCUUACUUCUUGUACUUUGAAUCAUCAUUACCUUUUCCACUUAAAAUAUUUAAAUAUCUUUUGUACUUCCUGAGGAAGGAAGAAUCUUUUAAUAAUUAUUAUAUUCAUCCUCCAGUGAUGACUUACAUUUUUGAUCUGUUAACUUUUACAAGGGUCUAGAUCCUUCUUUGUCUUAUUUGUUAAAUUCUCACUUAAUCUCUUGGAUAAAAAUGUAAAUGUCUGUCUUCAUUAUACCCAUCAGCUAAACAAGCAAGGAUCUGUUAAGGUAGUAGAUAGCCUGGUGGUUUUGGAAGUGUUUAGUGAUUUUUAUGGGAGGGAGUUGUCCUAUGUGGUGGUUUAUAGAUGGUGGCCUCAGAUAUUACCUGGGGCAGCGUCUUUGGGAGUAAUCUCAGGUUUGAUGCCUGUUUCCCCCAAAGCAGCAGCAUUUUCCUUACUGACACAGGUGGGAUUUUUGGAGUUUUUCUUCUCACAAAGGAUGCAUGUAUGGAAAUUUAGGAUUCAAGGUAUUUCUUCUGUAUAAACAAAGAAUCCUGUGUCUUGGAAUGAAACUUUGGACAGUUCCUUGGAAUUCACUGGAUCGCAGUUGAGCAUGUUCUAAUUACAAGACAUAACAGUAUUUAUCAAGCCUUUGACAUAUUGGAUUGUUUAUAAUAGAGAUUUGAGACUUAGCUUCUUUAAAAUGUAGCUAUUUUAUAAUUGAAGUAACACUGUAAAAUUGGAUGAUGGUUUCCCAACACCAGUGAACGAUUUUCACACAUCAUUUUUUUUUUUUAGUAAAAGCACAUACUGUAAUAUUUGCUAUAAGAAUUGAUGUAAAACAAGUGGUGAAUUGUUUUGUUGAAGAGAUCAGUCCUAGAGCAGAAUUCUUCUGUCAUUCAUGUCAUUCAGUCUUUAAAAUUCUUAAGAUCAUCAUAAACCAUUAUCUUUUAAUGAUUUAUUUAAGAUGCUAUUUUAAAAAAAAGUUUGUGUUAGUAGCAGUCUGUAGCAACAGAAUUUUGUGUACAGGAAGUUUUUCCCCCAUUGACAGGUAGUGCCUUCUUAAUAAUAGCUGGUACUAGCUAUGAUGAAACUGGUGAGGCCAGAGAAUCUUGAAGUUCAUUGUAAAGGAAGAAAUCUUUUAGGGUCAGAUUUCCCCUUCUAAUACCAUUGGAGGUGAUGUUGCUUUGAUUUAUUCAUAAAGUCUCUGAUUAAAUGGCUUAAUUUAAUUAGGGACUGUUGAAGAAAAUGGUUGGGCAAGUGAUUUUCCUUUUAACUUGGUUGGUCAUGGUUGCAUUUCAGAAUUCUCUUAUUUUAAAAUAAGGUAGAGUUACAAUCAUAAAUACUGAAUAUUCGUAUGUGCCUGCCCAUGUUCUUUUGAAAUGACAUUUCAUAUGCAGAUGAUAAAGACCAAACCAAUGGCUGCACUGUAGGUCUGCUUAUUUGUACUUGUUCUGCCCAUUUAUGUUGUAGAAAAUGAAAUUUAGCAACAUACUUCAAUCCUGUUGUCUUUUUGAUACUGAUAAAAAUAUGUUAGCUUUUGCUAUACUGUGCUUUUCAAAGCCUUAACUCUUAACUCUUUGUUUUUGCAUAUUGCUUGCUAAUACUUUAUUUCAAUAAACCUUGAAACCUU